Molecule: messenger RNA, 1671 nt
Organism: Aspergillus terreus NIH2624
Lineage: Eukaryota; Fungi; Ascomycota; Eurotiomycetes; Eurotiales; Aspergillaceae
Gene: vps27
Product: ESCRT-0 subunit protein VPS27
Exons: 5
Coding region: 1-1671 (556 amino acids)
Biological process (GO): protein transport to vacuole involved in ubiquitin-dependent protein catabolic process via the multivesicular body sorting pathway; protein targeting to vacuole
Cellular component (GO): ESCRT-0 complex
Molecular function (GO): phosphatidylinositol-3-phosphate binding; ubiquitin binding; metal ion binding
Source: RefSeq, a predicted model, not a curated record
AUGGCGGGCUGGUUUUCCUCAGCAUCCCCGCUGGAUGAGCAGGUAGAACGAGCUACUUCAUCCUCUUUAGAGGACAUUGCCCUCAACCUUGAAAUUUCCGAUCUCAUCCGGUCGAAAAGUGUUCAACCAAAAGAAGCGAUGAGGUCCUUGAAACGCCGUUUGGAAAACAAAAACCCCAAUGUACAGCUGGCGACAUUAAAGCUCACGGAUACGUGCGUUAAAAAUGGCGGAACCCAUUUUCUGGCCGAAAUUGCGUCGCGAGAGUUUAUGGAUAACCUUGUCUCCCUCCUUAAAACGGAAGGUCUCCAGCUCAACACGGAGGUCAAGGAGAAGAUGCUAGAGCUGAUCCAGGACUGGGCUAUGGCUGCCCAAGGUCGCAUGGACCUGAGUUAUGUUGGACAGACGUACCAGAGGCUUCAGGAAGAAGGAUUCCGGUUUCCCCCCAAGACACAGAUCAGCGGGAGCAUGUUGGAAAGUAGCGCACCGCCCGAGUGGAUCGACUCCGAUGUGUGUAUGCGAUGCCGCACAGCUUUCAGCUUCAUGAACCGUAAGCACCAUUGUCGAAACUGCGGCAAUGUCUUCGACGCCCAGUGCUCUAGCAAAACUCUACCGCUGCCCCAUCUGGGAAUCUUACAACCUGUCCGGGUCGAUGACGGAUGCUACGCUAAGUUGACGUCCAAGGCCGCCCAAUCGUCUGGGUUAUCCGAUCGGACCUCCUUCAAGAAUAAUUCGAUCACAAAGUCGAGUGCCAUGGAGCCCCGCACAGCCAGGGCCGAAGGCGGUUUCGAUGACGACCUACGGAGAGCACUCCAAAUGAGUCUAGAAGAGGCACAGAAUAAGGGGUCCUCUGGUUACGUACCGCAGCCGAAGGUGGCACAGGAACCGCCAAAACCUUCUGGUCAACCGACCGCCGAAGAGGAGGAAGAUGCAGACCUGAAAGCCGCCAUUGAGGCGUCCCUGCGAGAUAUGGAAGAACAUAAACAAAAGCAUGCCGCGGCUUUAAAGAACACGACUUCGGAGACUCCUUCCCAUCAACCACAGAAUACAACUACUCUGCCCAAGAAUCCAUACGAGCUGAGUCCUGUUGAGGUGGAAAACAUCCAUCUAUUUGCGGCCCUGGUUGAUCGGCUACAACACCAACCUCCGGGCACCAUUCUGCGUGAACCCCAAAUCCAAGAGUUGUAUGAGAGUAUUGGCACACUCCGUCCCAAAUUGGCUCGGAGUUACGGCGAAACUAUGAGCAAACAUGAUACACUUCUUGAUCUCCACUCGAAGUUAUCCACCGUGGUCAGGUAUUACGACCGCAUGUUGGAGGAGCGUCUCUCCAGCGCAUAUUCGCAACACUCGUUAGGCUAUGGUUCAAUUCCAUCUGGCCCUGGAUACCCUAAUGUCUACCCUUCCAUGCCUCCUACGGCCGAAGGGAAAGCUGGCGCAGAGAAUUUCUACUACGGAAAUUCCGUCGUUGAGAACCCGCUUACUGCCAGUAACCCCCAGUACCCACAAGCCGCCCCUGAUAUGAUGUCUCGUGAGAAGGACACCCAUGCCAGGCGCCCCUAUGAGCCCCAGUAUGUAUACACAGCCCUGCACAGCCUAUCCACAACAAUUCUUCAAUGGAACGGUGCCCCCGCAACAGAUCUGCAUUCUCCUCCCCCGUCCGCCAAUGUUCCAUAA